GAGAAGUUAGUUACAGUAGCUCGCCCAAUUUUGCCACUAAUGUUUUAUAAUUAAACGUCAAAAAUAAAUUACGAACGAAAUGGCAAAAAAGACAUAUGAUCUUUUAUUUAAAUUGUUACUGAUAGGAGAUUCAGGUGUAGGUAAAACGUGUAUAUUGUUCCGUUUCUCAGAUGAUGCGUUCACAACAACAUUUAUAUCAACAAUAGGCAUAGAUUUUAAAAUUAAGACAGUAGAAUUAGGCGGUAAGAAAAUCAAAUUGCAAAUAUGGGACACCGCGGGACAGGAGAGAUUCCACACAAUCACAACGUCCUACUACCGAGGCGCUAUGGGCAUUAUGCUUGUGUACGAUAUAACCAAUGAGAAGAGCUUUGAAAACAUUGUCAAAUGGUUAAGGAAUAUUGAUGAGCAUGCAAAUGAGGAUGUGGAAAAAAUGAUCCUGGGGAACAAAUGUGAUAUGUCUGACAAAAGGACAGUGUCAAAAGAGCGUGGUGAAACAAUCGCGAGAGAGCAUGGGAUAAGGUUCAUGGAAACGUCGGCGAAAGCAAACAUCAACAUCGAGAAAGCCUUCAAUGAGCUAGCCAAUGCCAUAUUGGAGAAGACAGCAGGAAGAGAACCCGGCGAUCCUGUCGACCGGGUCUAUGUAGACAGAAGACAGCAAUCUAGCACCAACAAAUCCUGCUGUAAUUAGUCUGUUGCAUUUUAAUUUAAAAAAAAAACUUAUUAACCAAAGCUAUUCUACGGAAUUGCCACUGAAAAAUGCGGCGACGCCGCCUCCGACUAGCCAUAAAUGUUAUGCAGAUAUGACGUUUACGUUCCUACCCAGUGAGGUUUAUUUCAACGGGAAAACGAAAGUUUUAAUGUGGUAAAUGGAAAUGUUUGUGUAACUUAAUUAUUACUUCAUAUCGUCUCAUCUUGAAAUUGUUCAUUCCUUUUUAAUUAAUAAAAUAACUACAAUAUACAAAUUCUAUAUUUUUGUUACCCCGUUUAUACCAGGAGAAGUAAUUUAACAGUUUUCCGUGUCCGUUAUAAUCUCGAAACAGUUGUGGUCAGUUGGGGGCAGUUGCCCACUUAUGUGACAAAACAUUCUCACGAUUAAGUCGUUAAGGAAUAGCCACCAAAAAAGUGUAUUAAUUUCUACAAGCUGAUUUCCCGUGAAAUUAAUGCUCAUGUUGUAAAUUGCGUAUGAUCAAAAAAUAUAACUCAUCUUAUGGAAGUCAGUUUCACUCAUCUAAUUACAAUUGUGUUAUCAAAACCAAAAAAAUUAAUAGUUAUAGAGAGCAAAUAAUUCAGAAAAGCAAUAGCUUAUUUUGUGUUAGCCAUAAUUUUAGUUUAUUACCUUUUUGCCAUAUUUUUACUUUAUUAAAUUGUAUUUUU
Messenger RNA from Aethina tumida (small hive beetle), 1374 nucleotides. It is a transcript of the gene Rab10, whose product is annotated as ras-related protein Rab-10. The transcript has 4 exons. Gene Ontology annotation, molecular function: GTP binding; GTPase activity. The record is from RefSeq and is a predicted model, not a curated record. The coding region runs from base 80 to 688 and encodes 202 amino acids. Gene Ontology annotation, biological process: cellular response to insulin stimulus. NCBI's taxonomy places the organism in Eukaryota, Metazoa, Arthropoda, Insecta, Coleoptera, Nitidulidae. Gene Ontology annotation, cellular component: insulin-responsive compartment; Golgi apparatus; recycling endosome.